This is a messenger RNA of Suricata suricatta (meerkat), 936 nucleotides long. RefSeq names its product olfactory receptor 51I1-like. Gene Ontology annotation, cellular component: membrane. Gene Ontology annotation, biological process: G protein-coupled receptor signaling pathway. The transcript has a single exon. NCBI's taxonomy places the organism in Eukaryota, Metazoa, Chordata, Mammalia, Carnivora, Herpestidae. Bases 1 to 936 code for a protein of 311 amino acids. Gene Ontology annotation, molecular function: G protein-coupled receptor activity; olfactory receptor activity. The record is from RefSeq and is a predicted model, not a curated record.
AUGUUCAACAGCAGUCAAUUCAUCCCCAAAUAUUUCCUUCUGACUGGUCUCCCUGGUCUGGAGGCCCUGUACCCUUGGUUUAUCUUCCCAUUCUGCUCCAUAUACCUGGUGGCCCUGGUGGGCAAUAGCCUGGUCCUGGCAGUGAUCAGGAAAAACACCAUUCUGCACCAGCCGAUGUACCUUUUCCUAGCUAUGCUGGCCUUUGCAGAACUGGGUGUCUCUGCUUCGACACUACCCACUGUGUUGGGCAUCUUCCUUUUUGGUGCCAAUGAGAUCUGCUUUGAAGCCUGCCUAUUGCAGAUGUUCUCCAUACAUUCAUUUUCCAUCAUGGAGUCAGGAGUUCUGCUGGCCAUGUCGGUGGACCGCUUUCUGGCCAUCUACAACCCACUGAGGUACACGGCCAUCCUGACCGGUCCCCGUAUUGCUGGUACCGGUGCCGCACUUGGACUAAAGAGUGUGAUGCUCAUGUUCCCACUGCCCUUCCUCCUGAAGCGUCUGCCCUUCUGUGGCCACAAUGUUCUCUCCCAUUCCUACUGCCUUCACUCAGAUCUAAUCCAGCUGCCCUGCGGGGACACACGCCCCAACAGCAUUCUGGGGCUCUGCAUCGUCACUUCCACUUUUGGGCUGGACUCGCUGCUCAUCGUCCUCUCUUAUGUGCUGAUCCUCUACACCGUGCUGGAUAUCACCUCUGGUGAGGGAAGGCAGAAGGCCCUUAACACAUGUGUUUCACACAUCUGUGCGGUGCUCGUGUACUACGUGCCCAUGAUCAGCGUAGCUCUGGUGCACCGCUUCAUGAAGCAUGCGGCACCUACGGUCCGUCUACUCCUCGCCAAUGUCUAUCUUCUGGUGCCUCCUGUGCUCAACCCCAUCAUCUACAGUGUUAAGACGAAGCAGAUUCGCCAGGGACUAAUCCAACUCAUUCGUCAAAGAAAAUAA